AACCGCAGUGCUGUUUCAGUAUGGCCGGCCGAUUUCUCCGACUGAGUGAAUCAACAGUCCAAAACGCAAGCUUUGAAGGGGGUAAUACUGUGACGGAAGCAAAGGUUGCUGUAGCCAAAGCACUUGGAGAGGACAAAUACAGCAUCGACAUCGUAGAGAAUAGCAGGAUUGUAGAGGGAAGUAGAUUGGUAAAAGAUGUACAGAGCCCUCUACCGGUGGUCGUCCACAAUUCGGACAGACAACUCCCUCCUUGGCUCCAGACCACUAAACAAGACAUGAUGAAUCCAUGGGAAGAGGAACCGAGAUGUUUAAUGUCCUGUAACCAUGCUAUAACACCUGACAACCUCUAUGGCUACUGUUGGAAUGAGCUGACAGAACAGAGAACAUUAUUCAAGUGUUUUGCUGACAAUGACGACGGAGGACGCUGCGACUGGGAAUGGUUCUUUCCGGAAGUAGCUGAAUACGCAUGCUUGUCAAAAGACGAACGUGUUUUGUUUGAAUCGCGUAUAAACCGGAACUGGGUGAAUUUAACGGCGGGAGUACGCGAAUGUCCAUUUUGUCGAUGCGUGUGUGAACGUCAGAAACCAAACGACCCGCGCGUGCUUUGUAUAUAUUGUAGGGAUGCUGGCGAGCCCAACUUUGAGUUCUGUUGGUACUGUCUUUACCCAUGGAAGGAUAACCAUAGCUGCAGUAAGGACUCCGCGCGACAGAUACUCAGCACAUGCGCACGCAAAGAAAUAGUGAAAGUACCCGGAUGCCCGGCGAUAAGAGCGUGUCCUAACUGUAAAAUUUUGAUUGAGCAUAAAGACCAAUGCAAGCACAUGGACUGUCGUAAUUGUCGGACCACCUUCUGCUUUAUUUGCCUACAGGUCAAAGGUCAGAAUGGUUUCUCGUGUGGCUCUUACAACACAAAAUGCGCCGUAGCCCCAAUACAAAAGGUGGCGUAAGCAAAACAUGUGUGAAGAAACUGCUGACGUAAUAUUUCUGAUGAUUACAUAUAAGACGAUGGCACCAAAGGUUGUGAUGUCACAUGAACUAUUUAUGUGUUUUUGUUGGACGUUUAUUACGAGAUAGAAAAUGAUACAAUAUCUUUUUUUAAUAUGUGCUUCGUGGAUACUUAGGCAUCUCUGGAUUAUGUAUAUAACGUAGUAUCAAUAUGUAGUACAUGGGCAUUGCUAUCUGUUCUUGGUUGAAUUUUCUAAUUGCCAUCUUGAUUUGAUGUAUAGGAUGAAGGAUUUGUGAUUCACUGCAUCUAAAUCCAGUCGAAAUCAUUAAUAAAUACAGCAAAAUGCCGACAUAAUAACGAAACCAUCAUUCAAAUCAAAACUGAUUCAACAAGGGCAAUAUCUAAACAAAAGUAUCAAUUUACAAGGAGAUUUCUGUACAAGGAGAUUAAGGACAGGUGCCCCAGAAGAGGAAGCGUCUUCUGCUUCAAUGACAACCGCCAUACAAAUCUAGAUCACGACGACACCCGCCAUACAAACCAAGGUCACGACG
Messenger RNA from Pecten maximus, 1497 nucleotides. RefSeq names its product E3 ubiquitin-protein ligase RNF19A-like. Gene Ontology annotation, molecular function: zinc ion binding; ubiquitin conjugating enzyme binding; ubiquitin protein ligase activity. Gene Ontology annotation, biological process: positive regulation of proteasomal ubiquitin-dependent protein catabolic process; protein polyubiquitination; autophagy of mitochondrion. The transcript has 3 exons. Gene Ontology annotation, cellular component: cytoplasm; endoplasmic reticulum; Golgi apparatus. NCBI's taxonomy places the organism in Eukaryota, Metazoa, Mollusca, Bivalvia, Pectinida, Pectinidae. The coding region runs from base 21 to 947 and encodes 308 amino acids. The record is from RefSeq and is a predicted model, not a curated record.